Molecule: messenger RNA, 2605 nt
Organism: Perca fluviatilis (European perch)
Lineage: Eukaryota; Metazoa; Chordata; Actinopteri; Perciformes; Percidae
Gene: ace2
Product: angiotensin I converting enzyme 2
Exons: 18
Coding region: 52-2478 (808 amino acids)
Biological process (GO): proteolysis
Cellular component (GO): plasma membrane
Molecular function (GO): metallopeptidase activity; peptidyl-dipeptidase activity
Source: RefSeq, a predicted model, not a curated record
CCUCCUUCUCAGAGUUAGUUUGUGUGUGUGGAUGGAGCUGAAGUAGCCAAGAUGUCUGCUCGGGUUCUUGUAGCGUUGCUGGCUGUGUCCUGCGCUGUUUCUGCUCAGUCAGAUGUGGAGAACAAGGCGAAUGAGUUCCUGCAGAAGUUUGAUGAGGAGGCCACUCGGCGUAUGUACCAGUACUCGCUGGCAUCAUGGGCCUACAACACCAACAUCUCAAAGGAGAACUCCGAUAAACUGACACAACAGGGGGAAAUUUGGGGCAAAUUCUACACCCAGAUGUCAGAAGAGUCGUUGAAAUUCCCCAUCGACCAGAUCAAGGAUCCAGAAAUCAAAUUACAGCUCAUUUUGCUACAAGACAAAGGCUCUGGUGCCCUAUCCCCGGAUAAAGCUGCACAUCUCAGUAAGGUCAUGAGUGAGAUGAGUACAAUCUACAGCACAGCGACAGUGUGUCUCAACGACGACCCCUUCAACUGCCAGACUUUGGAGCCAGGCCUGGAACAUGUAAUGGCCAGCAGCAUAGACUACUCUGAGCGUCUGCAUGUGUGGGAGGGCUGGAGGAGAGUGGUGGGGAAGAGGAUGAGGCCUCUGUACGAAGACUAUGUGGAUCUGAAGAAUGAAGCUGCCAAACUAAACGGUUUUGAAGACUAUGGAGCUUACUGGAGAUAUAACUAUGAGACCAUUGAGGAUGAAGUUCAGUACAAGUACACCAGAGAUGAGCUGAUGGAAGAUGUCCGUUCUAUAUACAAGGAGAUCCUGCCCUUAUACAAGGAGCUGCAUAGCUAUGUAAGAGCCAGGCUUAUGGAAGUCUACCCAGGACACAUUGAUUCAGAAGGGCCUCUGCCAGCCCACCUCCUGGGUGACAUGUGGGGAAGAUUCUGGACCAACCUUUAUCCUCUAUCAAUCCCUUUCCCUAAUAAAGAAGAUAUUGAUGUCAGCAAUGCUAUGGUGGACCAGGGCUGGAGUGAGGAAAGGCUUUUCAAAGAAGCAGAGAAGUUCUUCAUGUCUGUGGGCCUGUAUAAGAUGUUCCCAAACUUCUGGAAUAACUCCAUGCUGGUGAAGCCUGAUGAUGGACGCAAGGUGGUCUGUCACCCCACAGCCUGGGACAUGGGAAACAGAGAGGACUUUAGGAUCAAAAUGUGCACUAAGGUCAACAUGGACGACUUCCUCACAGUGCACCAUGAGAUGGGUCACAACCAGUACCAGAUGGCUUACCGUAACCUGUCCUACCUCCUGAGGGACGGAGCCAACGAGGGUUUCCACGAGGCUGUCGGAGAAAUCAUGUCCCUCUCUGCCGCGACGCCCAAACACCUGCAGAGCCUCAAUCUCCUGGCUCCUGGCUUCAUUUAUGAUAGGGAAACAGAGAUUAACUUCCUGCUGAAACAGGCGCUCACCAUCGUGGCUACGCUGCCGUUCACCUACAUGCUGGAGGAAUGGAGGUGGCAGGUGUUUGCAGGGAACAUCACCAAGGAUAAUUGGAUGAAGCGCUGGUGGGAGAUGAAGAGGGAGCUGGUGGGGGUGGUGGAGCCAGUGCCGAGAGACGAGACCUACUGUGACCCGCCUGCUCUGUUCCAUGUAUCUGGAGACUAUUCUUUCAUCAGGUACUUCACGAGAACCAUCUACCAGUUUCAGUUCCAAAAAGCUCUCUGUGAUGCAGCUAAUCAUCCUGGUGCCUUAUCUACAUGUGACAUUACCAAUUCUACAGUAGCAGGAACCAAACUAAGGAAUAUGUUAGAGCUUGGCAGGUCCAAGUCCUGGACCAGGGCUUUGCAUACGAUAUCCGGUGAUUUUAAGAUGGAAGCCCGCCCCCUGUUGGACUAUUUCCAACCACUCCAUGACUGGCUGAAGGCCGAGAACAAGAAACACAACAGGACUGUAGGCUGGAAGACAGGAAUAGAUCCAUAUUCAUCGUAUGCCAUUAAAGUAAGGAUAAGUUUGAAGGCUGCCAUGGGCGAUAACGCUUAUUCCUGGGAUGCCAAUGAGCGGUACCUGUUCAAGGCCAACAUUGCGUACGCUUUGAGGCAGUACUACAGCCAAAAGAACGAGACCCUUCAGUUCACAUCAGAGAACGUCCUUGUGUAUGAAGAGACUCCCAGAAUCUCUUUCUACAUUGUGGUCACCAACCCAUCAAGUCCAACCGUAUAUAUCCCAAAGGAUAAUGUGGAGGCUGCCAUACGGUUAAGUCGAGGCCGAAUCAACCAGGCCUUCAAAUUGGAUGACAAGACGUUGGAGUUUGUGGGUAUCCCAGCAACACUGGCCCCUCCCGUGGAGCAGCCGGUGACGGUGUGGCUGGUGGUGUUUGGGGUUGUCAUGGGAGUCGUGGUGCUAGCUGGCGUCUACCUUGUCAUCUCUGGUGUCAAAGAGCGCAAGAAGAAAUCUGCAAAGAAAGACAGCAUGGAGAAUCCGUACGAUACAAACAUUGAUGGAAAAACUAACAAAGCCUUUGAGGUCAGUGACGAUGAACAAACUGGAUUCUGAGUCCACUGAAGAAGAGAGAAGGUUUCCUAAAUGCUUGCCUCUUGUCAAACAUCCAAUAAUUGCGUAAUGUGUUUAUGUGUGAAAGUUUUAGUUUAUAGAGUUAUUUAAAGUAUAUAAAAGUAUACAU